Molecule: messenger RNA, 7287 nt
Organism: Bacillus rossius redtenbacheri
Lineage: Eukaryota; Metazoa; Arthropoda; Insecta; Phasmatodea; Bacillidae
Exons: 8
Coding region: 252-1337 (361 amino acids)
Source: RefSeq, a predicted model, not a curated record
GAGGUUGCCCGACCGCUUUUCGGCCGCCGGCUGCCGUCAGAGCGGUUGCAACAGUCGCUCGCGCUGUUCGCUGUUCGCUGUUCGCUGUUCGCUGUUCGCUGUUCGCUGCCGGACCCUGGUUGCAUGGCGUGAUCGCGCAGUGCUACUUCCGUGUGCGAGCAUGAGUUAGUGUUGUUUACCUGUGGAUAUUCCGCGAACAACAGCCUGUCUCUAUGAUCUACAAAUGAUAAAAGAAGCGUGAAGAAGACAGUAUGCCGCUCCUCCAUCUGUCGCUGUUUCCCGCCAUGUUCAUGGCCUCCACCUUCUCCACUAAGCCAGUGGAGGCCAGCAAGUACCGCUGCCGCCUGAGCUACGCCAGCUGCCUGUUCACCAUGCUGCUGGUCUGCCUCAGCUGCUACCGGCUGCUGGAGCAGUUGUUCGUGCUGGCAGUGUUCCCGCUCAUCACCGGACUGGUGCCUGCCGAGCAGACAGUGCGCCAUCUGCUGCGCAACACCAGGAUCUGGGGCCUCAGCUACGCCUACUUGGCCCGCAUCCAAGGCAACGUGGGCUUCCUGAAGUGGUACCUGAGGACCGAGAUGAUCAUGCGUCUAAUACACUUGCAGCUGGAGAACAUCUACAUCAUAUCCAAUCAGGUGCUGUUCUUCUCGCUGUCCUCGAGGCUGCUGGCACCGCGCUUUCACAGCUUCUUCGUGCACUUCUUCUUCAUGGUGCUGGUGCGCGUGUUCCAGUGCAAGAAUGUGAUGAGGACGUUGGGCGCCAUGUUCCUGCUCCACAUGGGGCGGACAGUCUUCUACAGCUGCCACCACACCGCCCUCAACAUCGUCUACCUCCUGCUCAUGGGCUACGAGGGCGAGCCGGGCCGCGACACGAGGCUGGUGCGGCUGGUGCGGCGACUGCGGCUGUCUGCCCUCGACGGCCUGGAGGAGUACUGGCUGCCCCUGGUGGUGCGCCUGGCGCCCGUGCUGCUCUGCGCCCUCCUGUGCGUCGCGGCGCUGCGCGACGCCUCUUGCUGGACGCUGUGCGCCCUCGUCUGGUACAACAACGUGUUCGUGGGAGCUCUGCGGAUGGCGGAGUACUACCUGGGCCCCAUCAAGGACGUGCAGGCGCACAAGGCUCUGUACCCCAGGUCGGGGCGCCGGGAGCGAGACUGGACGGGCCGCUGCCCCAUCUGCUGGGAUGACAUGCAGCCCUGCUCCGCGUGGGCCACCCCCUGCGGUCACAUCUUCCACGCCGAGUGCCUGGGCACUGCGCUAGAGACCACCUCCAACAACUGCCCGCUGUGCCGCUGGCCUCUGCCCACCAGACAGUCGUCCUCUGAAGAAAUCUUCCUCGCCUAGCAUCCCCCAACCUGCACCGUUUCUCUGUGUGGACCGCUUCCUGUGGUCACAUCUUCCUCGCCGAGUGCCUGGACACUGCGCUAGAGACCCCCUCCAACAACUGCCCGCUGUGCCGCUGGCCUCUGCCCACCAGACAGUAGUCCUCUGAAGAAAUCUUCCUCGCCUAGCAUCCCCCAAACUGCGCCCUUUCUCUGCGUGGACCGCUUCCUGUGGUCACAUCUUCCUCGCCGAGUGCCUGGACACUGUGCUAGAGACCACCUCCAACCACUGCCCGCUGUGCCACUGGCCUCUGCCCACCAGACAGUAGUCCUCUGAAGAAAUAUUCCUCGCCUAGCAUCCCCCAACCUGCACCCUUUCUCUGCGUGGACCGCUUCCUGUGGUCACAUCUUCCUCGCCGAGUGCCUGGGCACUGUGCUAGAGACCACCUCCAACAACUGCCCGCUGUGCCGUUGGCCUCUGCCCACCAGACAGUCGUCCUCUGAAGAAAUCUUCCUCGCCUAGCAUCCCCCAAACUGCACCCUUUCUCUGCGUGGACUGCUUCCUGUGGACACAUCUUCCACGCCGAGUGGCUGGACACUGCGCUAGAGACCACCUCCAACAACUGCCCGCUGUGCCGCUGGCCUCUGCCCACCAGACAGUAGUCCUCUGAAGAAAUCUUCCUCGCCUAGCAUCCCCCAAACUGCGCCCUUUCUCUGCGUGGACCGCUUCCUGUGGUCACAUCUUCCACGCCGAGUGCCUGGACACUGCGCUAGAGACCACCUCCAACAACUGCCCGCUGUGCCGCUGGCCUCUGCCCACCAGACAAUCGUCCUCUGAAGAAAUAUUCCUCGCCUAGCAUCCCCCAACCUGCACCCUUUCUCUGCGUGGACCGCUUCCUGAGGUCACAUCUUCCACGCCGAGUGCCUGGAGACUGCGCUAGAGACCACCUCCAACAACUGCCCGCUGUGCCGCUGGCCUCUGCCCACCUGACAAUCGUCCUCUGAAGAAAUAUUCCUCGCCUAGCAUCCCCCAACCUGCACCCUUUCUCUGCGUGGACCGCUUUCUGUGGUCACAUCUUCCUCGUCGAGUGCCUGGGCACUGCGCUAGAGACCACCUCCAACAACUGUCUACUAGCAGGCCUCUGCCCACCAGACAAUCGUCCUCUGAAGAAAUCUUCCUCGCCUAGCAUCCCCCAAACUGCACCCUUUCUCUGCGUGGACUGCUUCCUGUGGACACAUCUUCCACGCCGAGUGGCUGGACACUGCGCUAGAGACCACCUCCAACAACUGCCCGCUGUGCCGCUGGCCUCUGCCCACCAGACAGUAGUCCUCUGAAGAAAUCUUCCUCGCCUAGCAUCCCCCAAACUGCACCCUUUCUCUGCGUGGACCGCUUCCUGUGGUCACAUCUUCCACGCCGAGUGCCUGGACACUGCGCUAGAGACCACCUCCAACAACUGCCCGCUGUGCCGCUGGCCUCUGCCCACCAGACAAUCGUCCUCUGAAGAAAUCUUCCUCGCCUAGCAUCCCCCAACCUGCACCCUUUCUCUGCGUGGACCGCUUCCUGAGGUCACAUCUUCCACGCCGAGUGCCUGGAGACUGCGCUAGAGACCACCUCCAACAACUGCCCGCUGUGCCGCUGGCCUCUGCCCACCUGACAAUCGUCCUCUGAAGAAAUAUUCCUCGCCUAGCAUCCCCCAACCUGCACCCUUUCUCUGCGUGGACCGCUUCCUGUGGUCACAUCUUCCUCGCCGAGUGCCUGGGCACUGCGCUAGAGACCACCUCCAACAACUGUCUACUAGCAGGCCUCUGCCCACCAGACAAUCGUCCUCUGAAGAAAUCUUCCUCGCCUAGCAUCCCCCAACCUGCACCCUUUCUCUGCGUGGACCGCUUCCUGUGGACACAUCUUCCACGCCGAGUGCCUGGACACUGCGCUAGAGACCACCUCCAACAACUGUCUACUAUCAGGCCUCUGCGCACCAGCCAAUAGUACUCAGAAGAAUUCGUUCUCGUCUAGCAACCUCUAACUGCAUCCUUACUGGGCGUUGGUCACCACCUGUGGUUCAACACCAAGUACCAGGGCACUGCACUAGAGAGAACCUCAAACAACUGUCUACUAUCAGGCCUCUGCCCAUCAGACAAUAGUACUCGGAAGAAGUCAUCCUCGUCUAUCAUCCUCUUAACUGCAUCCUUACUGGGCGUUGGCCACCCCCUGUGGUCACAUCUUCAACACCAAGUACCAGGACACUGCACUGGAGAGAACCUCCAACAACUGUCCAGUGUUCUGCUCACCUAUGCCCACCAAACAUUCGUCCUCAAAGGAAUCCUUCCUCGCCUAGCAUAAUCGAACUGCAGCCUUUCUCGGUGUGGACCACUCCAAGUGCUUCGACACUGUACUGGAGACCACCUCCAACAACUGCCCGCUGUGUCUUUGGCCUCUAUCACGCCUGCAUCACAUUUACUUGUCUCCACGCAACAAUCUUCUCGCAAGCUGCACGACUAUCUUGCAAGACUCUAAUAUUAUUUAAAAAUUUAUUGUCUCCAUUUGAGAAUUUUUUACAAAAUAGAUGAUUUCACCUUUUUUGGAACAUUGUUUCAACUACCAUGCUAACUUGGAAAACUUCUUAAUUUUUUUUUAUCUACUUUCUUCAUGUCUGUUACUACAGCUUGUUGUGUCGUGUCUACAAGCUCCAAUGGGUCUCACGAUAAUAAAUUAAUUUUAACGUCCAGGCGCGACACUCCGUUUGCGAAAGCUGUGUUAGAUCAUUUUGAAAAAAUCGUUCCUUUAGGCUCGCUGUAAGCCGAUGCGUUAAAUGAAGCGGAAAGUUAGAUUCGUGUGAUCAUCCGUCUUAAUGUAUACAACAGCUGACGGUCAAGAGCAGCCAGUGUUGACAGUCGACGUAGGAGUGGAAUUACGAAAAACCAACAUCAGAAAAAAAACUUAAAAAUAUUUAUUAUAAGUGUCAAAUACAGUAACAGGUUUACUGACUGAAAAUUUAUUAGUUAACUUUCAAUAAAAAAUAAAUAAAUUACUACAUGCCAGAUAUAUGGUACAGCUAAACACUGGCUUUAAAUUGUUAGCUGUUGAAGAACUUAGAGGAAGUUUUAGAAUUUUCAUUUAUAGUUAACUUGUAAUUUGAGAAGUUUUUAAAACGAAUGAAUUAGUUGCAAUUUACAACACUGUUAUGGGAACACAUAUUUUAUUUGGCGAACCAAUGCAAAAGAUAAGUUGGUAUUAAAAAAAUUGUGUUCUGUACCCUUGAAUGACUAACUUGCUUUUUUGAAUGUGAGAUUCGAAGUGUGAUUCUUGAAGGAAGAUGGCAUAAGUAAUAUUAUGUAUAGUCAGUUAUGUUGGCAAUGUUUAUCCGGGUUUUUUUCCAGUGAUUUUAAUUCACUGAUAAAAUAUAAUUAGUACUCUUUUCUCGAAUUGCUAGAACAAUAUGUACUUGAAAAUUUGUGAUACACUUACUCCUCAAAUUCAGUUUUUGAUUAAGUAAACUGACAUGUUGAUGUUUUAUAUUGUUCUAUAUUGCUUAUUUGUGCAUUUAGUUGAUCUUUUAUGCAUACAAUCAUACAAAGACACUGUUCAAUUCAAAAAAUGUAAUUUAUUUUAUAAUUCGUGUACAGCAGUGGGAGUAAUAUUUAUCUCCACUCACUAGGUUUCAUACUCGAUCCUUUCUCGUUAAGCUCUUUUUACGAGAAAAUGUUAGAAAGGGGAGAGAGUAAGAAAACUUGAAAAAGUAUACAAUGUACAUCUGCACACGAGCAAGCACAAACAAUUAGUAGGCCCCAUGUACAGUAUUCACUAGGCUAGCAGUAGGAAAAUGUAUUUAGUUUUAAUUUAAGCUCACAAAGAGCGCUUAUGAGUAGAUCUUGAAAGUUUAUUUCAUUCUUAACCUCUCUUGUUCUUUCUAUCUUGUGAAAUUGUUUCGCGCAAGAUCUAGAACUCUGGGUGGUUCGGUGGCGGGGACCAAAAAUGAACCUUAUUUUCAGAAUCGGGAGUGUCUCGUACUACAUAUGUAUGAAUAUAUGUUUGUGGCGAUAGGAGUUAAUAACUCAGGGAAGAAACGCGAUCACUAGGGAAACUAUAGUGAUGAUCAGUUAUUAGUUAAAAAUGUAAAAGUGAUGUUACUAUAGUGUAGAGAAAUCUGCUUUUAAAACAACUAGAAAUAAUAAAAUGAACGAAGUAUGUGAUUUUUAGCAAAGAAAUUUGUUUAUACAUAACUAAGAAGACUGUACGAUUUGUAAAUUGUGUGUGUAAAAGUUUUUUUUUUUUUGCGAGAACUGAGAAAUAUUAGCUACUUAUUUUUAGUUGUGAAAAUAUUGUAUGGGAUGAUAAAAGAAAAUUAAACUAACACGUUCAAAAGACAAACAAGCAUUUAGAAUUGGAAUAACUAAUGUUUUUGCUGCAAUUAGUGAUAACUGCAAAAAAAAAAUUAUAUAUGUUCUCUAAGUGUAAAUCAACAUCAUCUCUUAAACUGUAGUGGAUCUACAAACACAAAAGUUGUAACAAAAAAUUUUGUCUGUAAAAUUUAAUGUUUCAAAAAUAAUUUACUAAUAUUUUUCACAAAUGCAAUCCAGUGUAAAUUUUAUUUUGGAAACAAAUUUGAAUGUUCAUCAGCAAUGUGGGCACAGUCUAAUAACUCUCAAACUACUGAAGCAAUUCAGACAAAGCUUUACAAAUCUUUCUAUUAAAACACACUGUAACAACCAAGCUAUGGCGCACUUUAUUACCGUAAGUACUCCGAGAGAAAAUGUUGGUUUAGUAUUCAAUUCUCAUUUUUCCAAUUAAAUAAUAAUUUCUAUCAUUUCGAUAAAGUUAUUUGAAAAUAUUUUUACUGAAAUCUUUUUACAACGACUGAGGUAGGAAGUAAAGACAACUUUGUGUGUUUGGUUUGCGACAGAUUUGACAGCAAUUACACGCGUGAUUGACUUGAGAGAAAUGUAUCUAUUAGGCUCAUACAUAGUACAUAGACUAAUAAAAGCUAUUUACGACAAAAAUCCCUUGUGUUGGAUACAUUUUGUUAUGUCACAUUUGGCAAGAGGUACCUCUAACUUAAAAUUUAAUAAGUAAAAAUGUCAACUUGCUAAUUUACCGAGUUUUUCCAAGCUUGUGAGGGAAGCUGACAGCAACAGGCUCCAUUGUUAUCGGUCUGGUGCAUAGCUGGUACACACGUGACUGCCCAUCUGUGUGUAAACACAUAUAUAAUGUUAUUUACAUUGUAAAAACAUAUCAACUUGCAAAUUAAAAUUAACCCUAAAACAUUUUAUCAGGAAACAAAAAACUAAAUUUAUAUCAUGUGUUAUUCAACUGAAGUACAAAAAUGACAUUAAAAUGUUUUUUUUUGUUUCAUAAUAAACAUACACAAAUACAUAAGUAAUAUUUAAUUGUUAGAAAAAAUGGUUUCGUAUCAUUUUUUUCAUGUUUGGAUGUAUUAAAACUUGUAUACAUGUUGUAGUGUACUUGACAUAUUGCAUAUAAAAAAGAUUUGAAAAAAAAAAACCUACAUUUGCAAUUUUUGUGCAUUCAUAGCUUGGGUUGAAAUCGCAGUUUUUGACUCAAAAAUAAAAAUUUUGCCACAUUUUAUCUAAGGCUCUCGUGGAUUAUUCAUGAAACACAAAUGUCUAAGUUAAUACUUUUAGGCUUUUAUGUGUCCAUAAGAAUGUAAAUUCAUUAAGUUGUAAAAUAUGGGAAAAGGUAAUUUUUCCAUGACAAGGUUUGCAAUGAGAGUUGCUGGCCUGUAGGGGUCUAGAAGGGUGGAUUUUGCACUGUUCCUAAUGUGUCUAACUAUUGAAUGUAGUUGAUUCGUGGGUUUACCUGCUGAUGUAAUGGAAAAAAAAAGAUAUUUAGUACAUUUAUUCGAAAAAUUUUUUUAGGAUGCUUGAGAAAUGAUGUGAAGAAAGUGACGUAUUUGUAUGAGAAAAUAUUUUUGUGAAACGUAUGAAAAUAUUUAAAUAAAAUAUUUUUACCUAUA